CUGAGCCUGCCACACGCAUUCGGAUUAUUGACAUACUUUGCUCUUGUUCAAGUUGUAGAAUUUUCUGACUCGUAGUGGAGCCUCAAAUUGCUACAACUUGAACUGUGACUUUGACUUUGACUCCAACUUUAACCAUGCAUCAUCCUUUCAAAAGGUCAAAACGCUCGCGAGAAACGACAGAUUCUUCGUCGUAUCGAGCGAAUUUGCCGUCUCCAAAGUCAGAACAACGGCAUCGCGGUCCAAUUCAGCUGCCUUCAUCCAACUUUCUACAGUUUGUUGGUUUUAUCAUUGCAAUUCUCAUAACCGGCACUCUCUACAUUUCGCUGUCAAAAUCAGCGUCACGACGUACAGGGAUGUCACCUACUCCAUCGAACACCACAAAUUUCGGAAUAGGUUCAACUCGAGUACGUUCACCGCCACCAAAAGUGAUUGACCGAACUGUUCUUCAUGUCCUUCAUGAUACCCACGAACCCAAUGAUCAUCACGAUUUAUCUCCCCCGACAGUCUCACGACCCCAUCUCAAAUGGCCCCCAAUUGUCACCAGAAUUCCUGAGUCUAAGGGUGUUUCAGAACUUGAACAUACAGGUGCUCACGCUCCUAGUAUACUGACAGCUCCAGCUGCUGACGCCGUCAAAUCCGAUGAAUCAAUUUGUGGUUCAUUCCCUUGUCGAUUUCUUCUUCCCCUUCGUAUCGCCGAGCAAGAACCGAAAGCCCAUCUGCAUCUGCAUCAACUAGCUAUUCUCGCAAGUAGUUUGAAUCGCACUCUCGUUCUCCCGAAUGUAGGCAAUAAUCGCAUAGGGGCGUGCUCCAAAUGGCCAUUCAAUUCAUAUUACGACGUGGACCUGUUCAGAAGCGCCCUCCCCGCUAUCAACACUUUGCCUUUCACUGUAUUUAACAGUUGGAGCGAAACGCGUCCCGUCUUACCUACAAGCAGAGUCGUAUCUUUCAGCGUCAGCGAACGGGAUUCACUGCCCAAUCCUCUCACUGACGACGACUUCACCAUCGAUUAUGGCCUCGCAGACCACAAGGUCGCUUCCUGCCUACACUCCAAAUUUCCUAGACUUCACCAAAGCUCCUCUAUAAUCUCCUUCAGGUUCUACCACAACAAUCUAAUCAGACCAUCAAUGAGCCAGCGUCUUAUCCAGACUCUCUCAGAGGCUGUGGACGCCGUGGAAUAUUUCUCAGACGAGCUUGCCGCGCUCCGGAAAUCUGACGUGUUAGCCAUCGAGUGGGAUCUGCGCCACCCGAUCUUCCCUGAGCCCAAUAUAGACCUGCAGUACUCCCAUGCGCUUGUUGAGGUUGCGGAAAGAUUAGCAAGCUUCGCAGGACCCUACACCGCGGUGCAUUGGCAACUAGAACGCGUCCCGGUGGAAAACCUUGCGUGGUGUGCGGCAUCGCUUGUCUCUACCCUUCGUUCAGUGCUCGACGACGAUGACUCGGGGCCUCAGCUGGUCUGGUUUGCUACCGACUAUCACACCCUUUCAGAACAGCCAAGCAGUGUGAAGACUAAGAGCGCGAGAUCUGGGACUUUCCAGGCUGUUAAGCCCGAGCAUGAGGAAGCCAUGAACAUCAUUCAGGAUGCAUUUCAGACGGGUGGUGAUUUAGAAGGAUAUGUCAUAACCGAGCUUCCAUCGCAGAUAAAAAGGUUGAGAAUAUUUGAGGGGAACGUUCAGUUUGAAGAAGAGGUUCUGGAGGACUCAGGAGUUUCAGGCAUCCUGGACAAGUUGGUGUCGAUGCAGUCUCAGGUGUUUGUCAGUGGGUCCAAGGCUUGCAGUAAGACAAGUUCCUCUUCGAAGCAAAUAGUCGACUUCCGAGAGAGCGUGAUGAGGGAUAAGGAAAUUGUUCUGGACAUCCGCAACGUCGUGGAGUUAUUUGGAGAAUGGUAGGGAGCUUAGUUCCUGAAGUUGAAGUGGACAAAUGAGAAGGAACGCGAAGGAAAGCAUAGUAUAAUCAUGCAUAGAACAUGCU
Suillus subaureus is the source of this 1968-nucleotide messenger RNA. RefSeq lists its product as uncharacterized. Lineage: Eukaryota; Fungi; Basidiomycota; Agaricomycetes; Boletales; Suillaceae. The transcript has 2 exons. The record is from RefSeq and is a predicted model, not a curated record. The coding region runs from base 135 to 1886 and encodes 583 amino acids.